Messenger RNA from Corythoichthys intestinalis (scribbled pipefish), 6881 nucleotides. RefSeq names its product glypican-5-like. The record is from RefSeq and is a predicted model, not a curated record. Gene Ontology annotation, biological process: regulation of protein localization to membrane; positive regulation of canonical Wnt signaling pathway; cell migration. The coding region runs from base 197 to 2029 and encodes 610 amino acids. Gene Ontology annotation, cellular component: plasma membrane; cell surface; extracellular region. Lineage: Eukaryota; Metazoa; Chordata; Actinopteri; Syngnathiformes; Syngnathidae. The transcript is spliced from 10 exons.
UUAAUUCAGAAUAAAACAAAGUGAUAACAUUGACACUCUACAAUAAAGUAUUUACUUUACUUCCAAGCUGUCGAAGUCACUGGAAUGAGGAGCUAGUAACCGGCUAAAUGAGGCCAAUUCAAAAGUUCGUCCUCUUCUCCAAACAUGAAGACGCUGACAAAAAAGCAGGCUCUCCGGUCCGGUGUGACAUGCGGCAAUGUCCCGUGCAGGAACAUGCCCACGCGUCAACUCUCGCGGAGUUUUUGGGAUUUUGCUGGCGCUCUUAUUGGCGGCGAGAGCUCUCGAGGUGGGCGCGUACAGCUGUCAUGAGGUGAGGGCCGCCUUCCAGAUGAGGCAGGUCGGCCCGCUGCACCGCGUCCCGGAGAUACCUGGCACAGAUGUGGAUCUCUUGGUGUGCAAGCAUCAGGGUCCCUCUUGCUGCACCCGCAAAAUGGAAGAAAGCUAUCAGUUCGCAGUGAAGCGAGAAACCCUCCACAACAUUUACGUGUACAGUUAUGAGCUGAAGCAUUUGAUUGCUAGCCACUCGGAUACCUUCCAGGACAUGUUCCAGUACCUACUAUCCUUCUCUCAAGGACACUUGAGUUCUCUGUUGGAAGGGACCUACACUCCACUUUCUCAUCAAGCUUUGCCCCAUGUUAACCAACUAUUUGCCUCACUAUCACUCUACCUCCGUGGAGCCAACGUUUCAGUGGAGGCGACAGUCAACCAAUUUUUUAAUAACCUCUUCCCACUCGUCUACACACGACUUAUCAAUCCAGGCAUUGUCGACAGCACGGCAGUGGACCGAGAAAUGACGGACUGCCUCCGUAUGAUCCGACAGGAUGUUAACCCUUUUGGGCCUCAUCCAAGCGUCAUGGCCCAGGAGCUUUCUGAAGCAAUAAGUGUGGGGCGACAAAUGGGCCUAUUCUUCGAGGAAGGUCUGGAGGUGCUGAAUGCCACCGAACACAUCACCUUGACUAAAGACUGUGUUAAGGGCCUCGUAAAGAUGGUAUACUGCUCCCAUUGUAGAGGCCUGACUCUCAUCAAGCCCUGCGUAGGUUACUGUCUCAAUGUUAUGCGCGGCUGCUUGGCAAGCAUAUCGGAGCUGGACCAGCCUUGGAGGAGAUACACCAACUUAUUGGAGCAGUUAACCCACGCCAUGGUAGGCCACCACAGCCUGGAACUCGCACUUCUAGGAAUGCGUGGCCACGUGAACGAGGCCUUGCUCUAUGCACAGCUCCACGGUCCACUCAUCACAGCCACAGUAGACAAGGUGUGUGGCCUGACGACCAGGGCGCCUACCGGUAUGCAGCCUACCGGACCUGAGGUCACAACCCCCAGCGGGACCUCACCAACUCAGCUUCCUUCUGCUGCCCCAUUCAAACCUCUGCCAGAGCAAUGGCUUGGGCGCGUCGCCCAUUUGAGGAACUCGCCCCCACUGAAACCCUCCAAGAAUAAUAAACAUAGUCUGAGAUCACUCUCUAGGGACUUCCUGAUGUACCUGCAGCGCUACAAGUCCUUUUAUGCAGCGCUGCCGGAGAUGCUGUGUGAAGGGGAGAAUGUGGUGGAUGAUGCCACAUGUUGGAGUGGGGAUGAGGUGGUGGAGAGUUAUGCAGGCAGAGUGGUAGGAAAUGGUCUGCACGCACAGAGACAGAAUCCGGAGGUCAAAGUUCGCACCCCGAAUCCGUCACUCGCUGAAGUCAAGGAGAGGCUUGAAAAUUUCAACCAGGAAACGCAGGAGAAAUUUCCUAAUCUGGGCCAGUUUGAAACCUGGGAGGAGCUAGGCAGUGCGGAGACGGAGGGUAGCACCUCAGAUUGUGAUGAUGAAGAUGGGUGUCAAGCCUCAGGAAACGGCCAAGAUACAACCUUACACACAAAAGACUCCAGUGAAGUUGGAUCCAUUGGGCCUGGAUUGGACGGUCCAAAGCAGAACCCAGCCAAGCCCCCGUCAGUACGAGUGAUAGGGAACUCCCCGCCGAGCAGCUGGUCGGGACUCUGCAGCCUUGCGCUGCCCAUCGCUGCACUUUGCUGGCAAUGGACCCUGUUCUGAUGUGACUCGUCAAUGAGAAACUGACUUUUACAUCCAACACACACAUCAAUUAUUGACUCCUCCUCCGUCAGAGGAAACGAGGACAACUUUACAGGGGAGAUUCUUCUCUGCUAGAACGUCUGUUUCUGGAGCUUGCAAUGUGUGCGUCCGCAAAAGCCGAUCCCAUUCAAACACACGUCUCCAAACGUGCGUACACACACUGACAGUCCUGCACUCUUAAAAGACACACCAUUUAGAAGAGGACUGCGUGAUUGUGACUUUACAAAGCCUAAAUCAUGCCAAUUAUUCUAGUUAGGUUUUUUUUUACCUUUCAUUUUGUCAUCAGAAACCACUGCAUCGUCUCGGUCCACACAGGAGAACUCAUUUGAAAACAUAUUUCCUGUGUGAGGAUUACAGAAUGCAUGCUAGAUUGCAAUAUCUGUUCCAGGCACCUAACCCAGAAAGGCAGAUUUGAUAUCCUCUAACGACUGCGUAUCUCGGCUCAUUUUAGAAUGUAACACGUGUGCAGGUGAACCCCUUGCAUACAUGCAACUAGGUGUUUAUAGUAAGUAAAACUGUAUAUACUGUAGGUGGAACAAUCUGACAGAGUGGAUGAGAGUCAAAGCUCUUAGUGACUAAUGGAGCUUUGUAAACUGUUUAAAUGGAUUGUGCUUAUCUGCUCUGAAGAUACAGGGAUGUGAUUUCUAUGCAAAAGAGAAAACAGCCACUUAAAGAGUGUUGAAAGAAAGCCAGUAUGUCGUUUGAUUUUAUGAAUGUUUAGCGUGCAUCUUGUUUUGUGUGUUAGCUUGUGGAACUGCACAUUAAUGCAUGUACUCAAACAACAGCAGAAUCAGCAUAAAAGAAGAAACCAUUUUAAAAUAUUUGCCCGAAAAUAUCUGACUGAAGUUGAAUCAUUUACAGACCCCUAAAAGUCAGACUGCCAACAUGUUGACUGGUCUUUAGAGCACCUCGUUGUCACAGCAUUUUCCAUAGCUACACACAAAUGCUGGAUUUACACUGCAGUUAAAAUUCCAAUUCUAAUAUUUUAUCUAUUUAUACUUUAUACAUACAGUACAGUGAUCCGUCGCUAUUUCGCGCUUCAAACUUCGUGCCCUCAGUCCAUCGCAGAUUUUUUUUCAAUUAAAAAAAAAAAAAAAAAAAUACAGAUGAGCUGUCCCGAGCCGAUUGCAUAGUCUCCCUCCCUCCCUCUCCCUGCUCUUUGUUGUUCAGGCAAUGCACUGGAGUUGCUUAUUAAAGUUAACGAUGUUUAAUAGACAUCUUCUGUUUGAUCUUGGCACAGAUCCGUGGAAGCCUCAGCAUCAAAGCGUUGCAUGCGUCAAUCAUUGUUUAACUUGUUAAACAGUUGCUGUGGCAACUCAUUGUACGUAAGUGAGGAGAUGGAGCCGAUUUGAGUGGACUCACUCAAUGAAGUAUUUAAUAAAGACUAGCAUUUUUAUACUUGUUUAAAAAUAAUUCGGUGGGACAGUAACAUGUUUAAAACUUAUGAUUAUUACAUUUGAUGUUCUUAAAAACCAUUUAUUAAAAUAUACAUAUGGCGGAAAACAGGUGACUUGAAGUCCCGCUCUGAGACCCCCAAUUUGGCCAAAUUUCAAAAUUGUCCUAUAUGCAUGUGUGAUACAUCAUUGGAAAGGUUAAAAUCUCAAUUUUCUGGGGGAAGAAAUUUUUUGAACAGGAGGGCAUUUUUAAAACUUUUUUUUUUUUUAAAUAGCAAAACCCUAACUUGAGGUGAAAGCGUGAGAGAGCAUAAUUAAAGACGCCAUGAUUUUAACGAGAUAUUAUCGCGUCCUUACUUCUUCACAAUCUAAAAACUCCAUGCAACAUGUAUCACCGAGUGCCAAGACACAGCUGUGAAUGGCCACAGCCGGAUUUUUGGGGGAUUUUUUGGGUGAAACAUGUUAAUAUACGUAACAAAGGUCGCGAUGCAGAAAUCGCAGACAUCAAGGAGAGGUCGAGAUAUUUAUUUUCAUAUAUUUACCCUUUUAAACGUAUUUUUUCCUUUUUUGUGUGUGUGGAUCGAUUAUCAUCUAAAAUAUUGGGGGAAAUGCGACAGCAACAAAAAAAAAAUACGAUUAAGCGUUAGUUAUGAGGUAGAUACUUAUUUGCAGACACUAUUUUUAUCAUUGUGACGUAAUGUGUUUACAAGUUUAAAAUAUGCAAGUGAAUAAUUUUUUUGUCUUUUUGUUCCAACUAAAUAUUACACAUCAAUUAAUGAUUCUAAGCGAAAAAUUACACAUUUCAAAUAAUAAUUUCUUUUUAUGGCUGGGUUGAAACAAAAGCAGUUGCGCAAUGCCUGUAAACGGGGGUCUCCAGGGUAAAACGGAGAAAUUAAAAAUAGUUCGGAGGCUUAAUGCACCAUGAAUCUGCUAUGGCAGUAUGUAGACAUAUUGUUCUAUCAAACACAACAGUUCUUUUGGCUUAAAAUACAGCAGUGUAUUUUAAAGAGGGGUGCAACGGCAGAAACUGCUUUUUCAGCCUCGUCUGUGUUUUCUGCCAUUUACGUUUUCUUUUUUACUUAUUAUACUUUGGGGGAAAAAAGUGAAAAAACAUGUCUUAUAUGUAUCUCUUUCCAGUGCUGAAUCUGAAUAUAUAUAUUGUACCCCCAUUGUACACGCACAUACCCCCCCCACAAAAAAAUUUGGGGGGAUAUGCGUGUGUGUGUGUGGGGGGGGGGCCUACUUCGCGUUUUUUUGACCUAUCACAUCUGGUUCUGGUCCCUAUUAAGCGCGAAAAACGAGGGAUCACUGUCAUGUUACAUUUUGUUUAGUGGGUCUGAGUGAGUAUUUGAAUGCUGCUAAUGUCCACUUCAGUCCCUUGGCCACCAUAUGCAAUAAUUUUGCUUACUUAAUGACUUGAGACAUCCCUAUUGUAAAAUAUUUGGGCUAUGUUGUCGCUGUUGUUUAAAUUUACAGCUGAGGUUUAUUUGCGUCAAAUGGACAUACGUGAUGUUACAUACAUACAGUAGGUGAAUGACAAAUUUUGUUGAUGCCCAGCUCUUAUUGAACAAGAUAUUUUAGAUCUGCGUUUUUACACUGGUUUGCAAAUAUCCGAUAUUUGGAUCCUUUGGACUUCCAUUUGUGCCACUUAAGAAAAAACUAAAUUGUCAUGAAACAUAGUGCAACAACAUAGUGCAGGGGCCGACAACCCGUGACUCUUGAAGCCCUCUAGUGUGGCUCAGUUUUAUAUGAGAGAAAUUGUUGGCAUUUGGCCUUUCAGCCAAAUUCUAACCAAUUGGAUCAUUCAAUGCUUCGUUAUCGAUUCCUCCAAUUUCGUUUCGGUGUCUUUUUUUGAUAUGGUAAGACCUUCAAAUUGGCCAUUUUCAUUUGCCAUGAAAAACUAAUAACCCAUGAAGAAGCCCUAACACUAAGCCUAAACCUAUACCUAAACACCAAAAAACGCCCAACUUUGGUACCCCGCACAGGUCAGGCUCGUGAAUGAAAACUCACCAUUUUGAUUUGUGCAAAUUUUGUUGAGUUUUUAAGCAUGUUCAGAACUUCAAAUUGGCCAUUUUCAUUUGCCCUGAAGAAGCCCUAACCCUAAACCUAAUCCCCAAAUAACGCCGACUUUAGUACCCCGCCCAGGUCAGGCCCGUGCAUGAAAACUCCCCAUUUUGAUAACUUAACAACUCAUAUGUCUCAUAAACAGUCUCACCAACUUUGAGGAGGAUCCAACUAACUGCCUUGGCGCAAUGGACUCAAACGUGCACGCUGGUUUUCAACAAAAAUGGCAUGUUUUUCAACAUUCAAUGCAAAAUACCCGAUUUCCUGUUGGGUUUGGAAUACGGGUGCAACAGACUUUUUUGAAGCAUUUUUGCAAAAGGUAUCAUCUCCCCAAAUUUCAUCGCUCUACGUUGAAAAAACCUAAACGGAGAGGCCUUUUGGAAAAAUUUCCAGGGGGCGCCACUGAGAUAUUUUGUGACAUUUUUUACAACGUUGCAAAAUUAUCGAAAUUUUCGUUAAGCCGCAUGUUUGUCCAAAUUUUGGUGGGUUUUUGAACAUGUUAAGACCUCCAAAUAGGCCAUAUUCAUUUGCUGUGAAAAAAGGAAUAAGCUCCCAGUUUCUUCUUUACUGCGGAAACUGGGUUGAAAUGGUUGCCAACCUCUGGUUUAGUGCAAAUCCAGCAAAUGUUUUGAGCUCUAGUUCCAGAUUGAUUCACAGAACAAACCAUUGUGCAAGCACUUCAUUCUGGGUUCUAUUCUAACAAAAGAAAUGUUUAUCUUUUAAACAUUCAUGAUAACAGUAACGUCUACCAAGCCACGCACCCCAAUGCUUAACGUUCCUCACAAAUCCAUAAGUUUACAAGUAAAAUCCAUAUUUGUCUCCGUGCGGAAGAAACUGAACAAGACUCACGAUCUGCUUGCCUUCUUGUGUAAAUGUUGCCGCUGUUGUUGGAGGGUGAAGCACGUGUGAUGUUCAUGAAUGUAUGAUCAGUGUGGCUAUGCCGAUAUAGUAUUAAAGUUGGCAAUGCCUAAAAGAUGCACAUGUACAUUUAAACUGUUGGUGUUUGAUUUAAAUUUCUGUGACAAUAGGAAUUGAUGGCUGACGAAUGGUAAGAUGAGGUGCGGUCAAUCACGUACAGAGAGCAUUAGAGCUGUACUGAAUGUUCAUUUGGCAGUUGAAAAUGUGUAAAAUCCUGUUCUGUUCAUAAGAGCUUCAUUCUGUCUUCAUCUCCCACAAAUCACACGCUGCCAUAUAUUGCUGCAUGUGUAUAAAUGUACAUAUUUAAGUAACUUGCUUUGUGUCUUAUUUGCAUCUCUUUCAUGAAGUGUUAAUUCAGGACAGGACAUUAAUAUGACCAAACAAAUUGGGUGAACGGUGUUCAUUUCUCACCAAAAUGAACCUAAUUAAUUGAUAGG